AUGACUCAUGCAAGUUUGGUUUGUUGUAGAUGGCAACCAGGAGAUGUUGCUAUCCUUAAGGUUUUGCACCUGUGGAUGAUAAGCAAUAGCAUCAAGUUCACUAUUGAUGGGCUGGAAAACCUCACCCUGCAGCCUACUCACAGACUAGAACUUGCUCAGUUAUAUUCCAUACCCCAGUGGAUUGCUCCAGCAAUCCACAAGAUCAUAUUACUGUCACUUGUGAACACUACCAAUACUGAGGCUGCUCAGAUGGGCUGGUGCAAGGAGGCAUGGUCAGGAUUCUGGUGGAAGAAAGUAGCUCAUGUGAUCCUCCACCCAACAAACCCACUCCCACUGGCACAGACCCUCCAACUCAUCAUUGAGGCCCCAUUACCUGAUGAAUUAGAUGGGCUUGAGGUCAAGGAGAGGAUUAUCGAGGGGGUCAUAAGAGCAGUCACUUUGUAUUUCAGCUCCCUGUAACAUAUUUCCAGUAGAAACUGUGGGUGUGAUGAUAGGUUGUUGCAUAGAAGCCAGGAUUUUAUGUCAGAAAAUCAAAAAAAACAUAAAUGUAAUGAAAAUGAGCAACAAAUGAUUAGGAUAACCUCUACAGUGAAUAACAUGACAUAAUUAAUUGUGGCAAUGGGGGAGUUGAACAGCAGAGCUUCCUGGCUAAAUCCUGCACAGCAACGCAACAGGGACCAAGUUACCACUACACUAUCCUG
Messenger RNA from Suillus subaureus, 701 nucleotides. RefSeq lists its product as uncharacterized. NCBI's taxonomy places the organism in Eukaryota, Fungi, Basidiomycota, Agaricomycetes, Boletales, Suillaceae. The record is from RefSeq and is a predicted model, not a curated record. The transcript is spliced from 3 exons. Bases 1 to 459 code for a protein of 152 amino acids.